CUACACUACAAUACAGACAUACUUUCUUCCAUUUUCUAAUCUUUAUUUCUCUAAAAAUUCUCCAAUCGAUAGAAGGCGGAAGCAAAUUAAAAAAGCAAUUCCACAAACUAAAAGAGACGCAGAUAAUUGGUGUAAUUUGGUAAACAAAAACCAACUUUGGUUUCGUUAAGAGAAUUCACACACACACAGAAAAAAAAAACAGACUUCAAAGGAAAAAAAAAAAAAAUCAAAGGUGAAGUUUUUACUCGUAUCCUAUUCUCCUCCUUCCAUGGCUACACGACCAAAGGAAGCUCGGAUUUGAGAUGGGUUUAGUCUAAUUAGUUUGAUUUCGGGGAUAAUUUUGAUUUCGAUUCAUAAAGUUUGCUCCUUUUUAGCUGAUCUUAAGGGGAUGUUGAGGGUUUAGAGGUGUGUGUGUGUGUGUGUUUGUGUGUGUAUGGUGGUUUUCUUUCUUUAGUUAUGUGGAUGGCUACACGAUCUAGCUCCGGGUUCCCUCACGAGUCUAUAAAUUUUCAAUCUUUGAGCUCGUCUGAGAUGAUUCCGAUGGGUCCUUACUUUGGUCGAAGUGGGUCCUUGUUGGGGAUGAAUAUGAUCAGUAAUGUUCAAAAUGGGAACUCUUCGAAUUCGUCUAUUGAUUCGGGUUCUGGGAUCAAGCCAGAGACUUCAUUGGCUAGUGAAUGGUCAACUGAAGAACAGCUCAAACUGGAGGUUGGCCUUGAGAAAUAUAAGGAUAAGCCAAGUAUCAUGAAGUAUAUAAAAAUUGCAGCCACUUUACCUGAAAAAACCGUUCGAGAUGUUGCUUUGCGGUGUAGAUGGAUGACGAGAAAGAGAAGAAAAGCAGAAGAAUUCAACUGUGGAAAAAGAAUAAGUUCUAGCAAGGACAAGCAGACAGGAUUGUCUUCAAGCAUACUUUCUAUUUUGCCUGAUAGCAUGGCUUCGUACCCUUUCUUGAUGCCCUUUACAAGCUCCAGUAAUAAACAUAUUACAUCUGAAGAUUUAAGUGGUUUUGUAAUCAGUCUCUUAGAACAGAAUGUAAGAGCUCUUAGUCAAAUUAGAGCUAAUCUAUCCUCAUAUAAGGUAACCUCUAGAAUACCUAGUUUAAAAGAAUGUAAAUGCGUUCUUGCUAAAAUCGCUAUCUCUCCUGAUGAUUAUGAUGAACAGGUACAUGAUAACAUAGAUCUCUUUUGUCAGACAAGGAACAACCUUAUCACCAUCCAAAAUGACAUGAAUAAUAUGUCUGGCUUGAUGAGCCAGAUGCCACCAUUGCCGGUUGCAAUCAAUGAUAAGCUCUCAGCUACCUUGUUGAGUAAUUCAACCUUGCAGGCUAUGCCAUUAAAGACAAUGCAAAAUGGUGGUUUCCAUAUGAAGCAAGAGCCUUCAGGGUGACCAUUAAGUACCUGUAAAUUGUCUUAAAGAAGAUUUGAGGAAGAAAAGAGAAAGAGCUCACUAUAUAUUUUUCACCACACGUUGGGAAGUUUCUAGAAGUGUGAUUCUUUCGUAACACCAAAGAUCUUUUAUCGCCAGGCCAGCAUAAGAUUAAGAAAAUAGUAAGUCCUGGUCCUGGCUCCAAACUGAAAACCCUCUUGACAAGGUCUAUAGAUUGAUCAACUUAGCAUUUAAAUGUUAUUGGAGAGUUCUAAGCGAUGUGUAUAAAAUGAUAUUCUGUGGGAGA
This is a messenger RNA of Brassica rapa (field mustard), 1669 nucleotides long. RefSeq lists its product as uncharacterized. The record is from RefSeq and is a predicted model, not a curated record. Lineage: Eukaryota; Viridiplantae; Streptophyta; Magnoliopsida; Brassicales; Brassicaceae.